Molecule: messenger RNA, 137 nt
Organism: Funneliformis geosporum
Lineage: Eukaryota; Fungi; Glomeromycota; Glomeromycetes; Glomerales; Glomeraceae
Source: the annotation of a GenBank genome assembly
AAUGGUAUAUUCUUCCUAAACAUCCUACAUAUCCUGUAUAUCCUGUAUAUCCUAUUUAUCCGGAAUAUGUUUUUCCUAUACAUCCUGUACUUCCUGUAUAUCCUGUUUAUCUGAAAUAUAUUCUUCCUGUAUAUCCU